Pneumocystis murina B123 is the source of this 3426-nucleotide messenger RNA. RefSeq lists its product as hypothetical. NCBI's taxonomy places the organism in Eukaryota, Fungi, Ascomycota, Pneumocystomycetes, Pneumocystales, Pneumocystaceae. Bases 45 to 3167 code for a protein of 1040 amino acids. The transcript has 20 exons. Gene Ontology annotation, cellular component: mitochondrion; cytosol. Gene Ontology annotation, molecular function: metal ion binding; metalloendopeptidase activity. Gene Ontology annotation, biological process: peptide catabolic process. The record is from RefSeq and is a predicted model, not a curated record.
AGAAACAAUCUUAUUUCUCUAGGUAUUCUUUUUAUAUUUAAUUUAUGUGGAAUUAUUUUAUAUUUUCUUUAUUUUUAUUAUUUCUUCAAGCAGAAUCAUAUAAAAUACAAUAUAAUGCAUCAAAUUAUUUUUUGGAUGCAAAAGAUAAAAAGAAUAUAAAGAUUCUUUUUUCUGAUAUUGAGAAGCCAGAAACUCAUCUCUCUUUAUAUCGGGUCAUUGAAUUACCAAAUAAACUUCAUGUUUUAUUAAUUAGUGAUCCAAGAACCCAACUAUCAGCAGCUUCAAUGGAUGUAGGCAUUGGAUAUUAUUCUGAUCCUGAUGAUAUUCCUGGUCUUGCUCACUUUUGUGAACAUAUACUAUUUAUGGGUUCAUUAAAAGCAAGUACUAAUAUAAACUUUUUUUCUUACAUUAAAAGGCAUAAUGGCAUAUAUAAUGCAUCUACUAGAGCAGAAGGAACAAGUUAUUUCUUUAAUAUUCCAUCUAGCUAUUUUGAACUAGCAUUGGAUAAGUUUUCCAGCUUCUUUAUUGCACCUUUGUUUUCAAGAAGUUCUGUUGAACGUGCAGUGCACGCAGUUCAAUCAGAAUUUAAUUUAUAUAAACAAUCUGAUAGUUUGCGUAUACAACAAAUUGAAAAAACACUUUCAAGUGUAGAUUCCCCAUAUAAUAAAUUUGGUAUAGGAAAUUUCCAAACAUUAAUGGUUAAUCCAAAAAAUAUCGGUAAAGAUAUUUUAGAAGAAGUUAAAACAUUUUAUAACACAUAUUAUUCUUCAAACUUGAUGAAGCUUGUUGUAGCCUCAUCAGAAUCACUUGACAGACUUCAGGAAUUAAUUCUUAAGUAUUUCUCCGAAAUUCCUAAUAAAGAUAUUCAGAGACCCGUAUUUACACAAAAGCCAUUUACGGAUAAGACUCUUGGUAUGCAAUAUUGGUAUAAAUCGAGCCUUAACUCUAUAAAAAUGGAACUUACAUUUUCUAUUGAAGUUCAAACUAAUUUUCGUAAUACUAAUCCCUCUGAAUAUUUCAGAUAUUUAAUAGAACAUAAGUCUUCUGAUUCCCUUUAUCUAUAUUUAUUAGAAGAAGGAUGGAUAGUUUCUCUAACCACCUGUACCGAAAAUAUACUUUUUGAUCUAGAUUUUUUAAGGAUAACUUUAUAUCUUACUCCUAAGGGAUUAGCUCAAUAUGAAGAAAUAAUAGUAGCAAUAUUCCAAUAUCUUAAAAUGCUUAAAGAUCAAGGACCUCAAGAGUGGAUUUUCCAUGAAUUAUUACGCUUGGGUGAUAUGAAUUUUCGUUUUUCACCUUAUAUACCAUCAUAUAAAGUUAUUUCAUAUCUCUCAAUGGUUAUGCAAAAAGCACGUUCGGAUUAUUCAGAUCUUUUAAAAUUUGGAUUUAUUACAAAAUACAGUCCAGAGAAUAUUAUUAAUUUAUUAAAUUCAUUGCACCCGGAUAAUUAUUUACUUUCUAUCUCUUCUAAUAACAAACCUAGUGAUUGGAAUUUACGGGAACAUUGGCUUGAAUCAGAAUAUAAACUUGAAUCUUUGCCAGAAACACUUGUGCAGAGAAGCAAUAAUUUACCUGCUAAUAAUUCGUUUAAACUGCCUAAACCAAACAAAUAUAUUCCGGAAAAUUAUGUCAUAAGACCUCUUUCUAAUGAAAAAGUGUACAAACCUUAUCUUGAAUAUACAGCUAGAUUUUUUCGUUACUGGUGUAAGCAAGAUGAUACUCAUUCUUCUCCUAAAACAUAUUUAUUUUUAUUUUUUAAAAUUCCAAAUUUUUCUUCUACACCUAUACAAAAAGCACUAAUAAAUAUUUAUAUAAAUAUCUUGGCAUGUAACAUUUCAGAAAUAAAAUAUUAUACAGAAGUUGCAGGGAGUCAGGUUUCUAUAUUUCCGCAUAAAUUAGGAUUUCAAUUAUUUAUAUUUGGUUAUACCGAUAAAUUAUUCGUAUUGUAUCAAGAUGUUUUAGAUGCUAUUUUAGAAUUUGAGCCCACCCCUUUUAUCUUUAAUCUUGCUCUAAAGGCAGUAAAAGACGAGAUUUUUCCUAGUCUUUAUGAUAUUUCUACUUAUCUCUAUACGGAUGGUUAUUGGCCUUCUGAUGAGAUUUUAUCUGUUUUACAAAAGGCAUUAGCAGUUGGAUCACCUCCAGAAAAUGCAUCGCUUAUUAUCGAAAAUUCUUUAAAGAAUAUUUUUUCCAAACAAUUUUAUAAUCCAUUUUAUGAUUUUGAUGCACGAACAUCUGUUCUCGAAGAAGGAAACAACUUUAUUUUUCAAUUAACGAGAGUCAAUCUGGAAGAUCUAAAUUCUCAUAUUUAUUAUUCUCUUCAAAUUGGAGAAGCGAAUAAUCCAAAAUUAUUAGUACUAGUUAAUAUUAUACACCUUAUUAUUUCGAAGAUCUCGUUUGAUCAAUUAAGAACAAAAGAGCAAUUAGGAUAUUUUCUUAAAGUCUGUUAUUCUCAGACAUUAACCAUGAUAAACUAUGAUAUUAUUCUUACAAGUGAAAGAGAUCCAUUUUAUCUGGAGCAGCGAAUAAUCGUAUAUCUAUAUAGAUUGGCGGCAAUUAUAGAAAACAUAACUGAUGAAGAAUUUAAGGAUUAUAUUGAUUCGAUUAUUCAUAAAUUUUCUUACAAAUAUGAAAACAUAUUUUUAGAAGCGAAUUUUAUUUCUUCAGGAAUAUACAAUUUUGAUUUCAGUACUAUGGCUAUCGAUGUUUUAAAGAAUUUAACAAAAGAUGAUUUAAAAAAAUUUUUCUACAAAUAUUUCUAUCCCGAUUCACCUAAUCGAAAGAAACUAUCAAUUCAUAUAAGAUCUGGGGUAUUAGAAGAGGUUUCUUCUUCUGAUCUAUCACUACAAAGAUUAUAUUAUUAUUUUAAGUGCAACGAAUUAGAAAUCCCCUUCGACGAUCUUUUUACUCUAGCACAAUCUAACCCUAAGCUAUCUAACUUUGAAAAAUCCAUACAGGAGUUGCUUGUAAAAAAAUAUCCGGAUACGGAUAUCUCCAUAAUAGUUGCUCAAGCUUUUAAAUAUCUUGAAAAUCACUAUAAGGAAUUAAAACAAAAAGCUUUAAAGAAUUAUAACGCAGUAAAUAUUUUGGAUCCAGUAGUAUUUAAAAACUCUAUGAAAUUAUCAUCUGUUCCUCCUCCAUUAUUGUCGUUUGAGGCAUACAAAAAACCUUAAUUUUUUAGGGCUUAUUUAAGAUUAUAUUUAUAAAUAUAGUUUUAGAAAUACAUCUAAAAAUCUAUUAUAAAUAUUAAAAAUUAUCUUGUUUUAAUAAACUAUUAAUACUUACAUCAGAUAAAGCUAUUUGGAAUUAAAAAAUGAUUUAUUAAUACAAUGAUUAUUUAGUUUCUGUAAUAAUUAGGCAAAGACCAUUUCUAAACAUUUCUCAUAUUUCAAAUCUUAUUUUUAUAACUACAUGAAUAAUUUUAAAUAUUAU